Molecule: messenger RNA, 1313 nt
Organism: Talpa occidentalis (Iberian mole)
Lineage: Eukaryota; Metazoa; Chordata; Mammalia; Eulipotyphla; Talpidae
Gene: LMX1B
Product: LIM homeobox transcription factor 1 beta
Exons: 8
Coding region: 1-1209 (402 amino acids)
Biological process (GO): regulation of transcription by RNA polymerase II; neuron differentiation
Cellular component (GO): nucleus
Molecular function (GO): RNA polymerase II transcription regulatory region sequence-specific DNA binding; DNA-binding transcription factor activity, RNA polymerase II-specific
Source: RefSeq, a predicted model, not a curated record
AUGGAUAUAGCAACAGGUCCCGAGUCGCUGGAGCGGUGCUUCCCCCGCGGGCAGACGGACUGCGCCAAGAUGCUGGACGGCAUCAAGAUGGAGGAGCACGCGCUGCGCCCCGGGCCCGCCACGCUGGGGGUGCUGCUGGGCUCCGACUGCCCGCAUCCCGCCGUGUGCGAGGGCUGCCAGCGGCCCAUCUCCGACCGCUUCCUGAUGCGAGUCAACGAGUCGUCCUGGCACGAGGAGUGUUUGCAGUGCGCGGCGUGUCAGCAGGCCCUCACCACCAGCUGCUACUUCCGGGAUCGCAAACUCUACUGCAAACAAGACUACCAACAGCUCUUCGCAGCCAAGUGCAGCGGCUGCAUGGAGAAGAUCGCCCCCACCGAGUUCGUGAUGCGGGCGCUGGAGUGCGUGUACCACCUGGGCUGCUUCUGCUGCUGCGUGUGUGAGCGGCAGCUCCGCAAGGGCGACGAGUUUGUGCUCAAGGAGGGCCAGCUGCUGUGCAAGGGCGACUACGAGAAGGAGAAGGACCUGCUCAGCUCCGUGAGCCCCGACGAGUCUGACUCCGUAAAGAGCGAGGACGAGGACGGGGACAUGAAGCCCGCCAAGGGGCAGGGCAGCCAGAGCAAGGGCAGCGGGGACGACGGGAAGGACCCCAGGAGGCCCAAGCGACCCCGGACCAUCCUCACCACGCAGCAGCGAAGAGCCUUCAAGGCCUCCUUCGAGGUCUCCUCCAAGCCCUGCCGGAAGGUCCGGGAGACACUGGCGGCGGAGACGGGCCUCAGCGUGCGUGUGGUCCAGGUCUGGUUUCAGAACCAAAGAGCAAAGAUGAAGAAGCUGGCGAGGCGGCACCAGCAGCAGCAGGAGCAGCAGAACUCGCAGCGGCUGGGCCAAGAGGUCCUGUCAAGCCGCAUGGAGGGCAUGAUGGCCUCCUACACACCGCUGGCCCCGCCGCAGCAGCAGAUCGUGGCCAUGGAGCAGAGCCCCUAUGGCAGCAGCGACCCCUUCCAGCAGGGCCUCACGCCACCCCAAAUGCCAGGUGACCACAUGAACCCCUAUGGGAACGACUCCAUCUUCCACGACAUCGACAGCGAUACCUCCUUAACCAGCCUCAGCGACUGCUUCCUCGGCUCCUCAGACGUGGGCUCCCUGCAGGCCCGCGUGGGGAACCCCAUCGACCGGCUCUACUCCAUGCAGAGUUCCUACUUCGCCUCCUGAGAACCAGCCGGCCGCACGGACGCUUGGGCAGGGGUCCAGGGUGGGACUGCGGCCUCGCCACCCCGGCCCCGCCACAGACUACAGACAGCCAUACGGUGCCCUCC